Messenger RNA from Porites evermanni, 657 nucleotides. Lineage: Eukaryota; Metazoa; Cnidaria; Anthozoa; Scleractinia; Poritidae. The record is from the annotation of a GenBank genome assembly.
GACCCUCCUGAGCUUAAUAAAGUUCUCCCAUCUUUGGCUGAGAUUAAGGCAGUAACCAGACCUUCAAAACAUGUUGAUCUCCCAAUUGAUGUUUUGUUACUGACAGUGAAGGAUUGUGAGUUUUUAACUUGUUACAGUGAGCUAAGAAACCCGUAUAGAUGUUAUUUUGAUGAUCUUGGUUAUGUGUACUUUUCUGACGUGAGUGAAAGUCAAGAGCAAGUUAAAAUUGCAUUGUUAAGAUGUUACAAAAGUGGUCCUGGUGGUUCUCUUGUCUCUGUAAAGAAUGCUGCCACUGUGCUAAGACCUAAAGCAGUUAUAUCUGUUGGUACAUGUAGUGGUCUUCACCCUGAGAAAUCCAAGUUAGGAGAUGUUGUUGUUUCUGCCAAAUUAGCAACAUAUGCAUCAAAAGUGGUGAUCAAUAGUCAAGAGCAGUCAACUGGCAUGAGGAGUUAUGUGAGCAAACGCUUCCUGGGUGUCAUUAAGAAUUGUGCUGAUGGCUGGCAAGCACCUUUGAAGAACCUGGCUGAUGCUCAACAAGUUCAAGUUCAUACUGCUGCUGAGUUUCUGAGUGGACCAGAACAAGUCAUUUCGGAACAGCGACGUGAUCAACUUGCUGAAGCCAAUCCUCAGGCAAUAGCAAUUGAAAAUGAAGGAGAA